Molecule: messenger RNA, 4403 nt
Organism: Stegastes partitus (bicolor damselfish)
Lineage: Eukaryota; Metazoa; Chordata; Actinopteri; Pomacentridae
Product: TBC1 domain family member 12-like
Exons: 13
Coding region: 89-1519 (476 amino acids)
Biological process (GO): regulation of GTPase activity
Molecular function (GO): GTPase activator activity; small GTPase binding
Source: RefSeq, a predicted model, not a curated record
GACGGUUCUGGAGGCGGGUCGCCGGCAGAGCGCCCCGGACAAGCUGCCGGACCUGAGCGAGCAGACGGACAGCUCGGACCCCAAGCUGAUGCCAAAGAGGUUCGGCAUCGCUGAUUUCUUCACCAGGAGCCUGUUUUCUAGGAAAUCCAAAGAGCCCAAGGCAACAUCCCACAAUGCACCAGGGUGGCGACUGUUCAGCAAGACAGCAGCCAGAGAGGGCGAUCCGAGUAAAGACCUGGCCUCCACGAUGACCGCACAGGAGGAGCAGGAGCAGGAGCAGGACUCGGGCGUGUCCCCGUGUCCUCAGCGCCCCCUGGCUGCAGGGAGGAGGAAGAAUCUGGAGUUUGAGCCUCUUUCCACCACAGCUCUCAUCCUGGAGGACCGGCCAGCGAAUCUGCCUGCCAAGUCCAUGGAGGAAACUCAGAGACACAAGCUGGAGUACGAGGAAAUGGUGGCAGGAGCCAAGAGGAGAGAACUGAAGGAAGCCCAGAAGAAGAAACGUCAGAUGAAGGAGCGCCACAGACAGGAGGACAGCAUCUCCAACGCCAUGGUCAUCUGGAACAACGAGAUCCUGCCACACUGGGACACCAUGAAGGGCACGAGGCGGGUCAGGGAGCUCUGGUGGCAAGGGCUGCCCCCCAGCGUCAGAGGGCGAGUGUGGAGCCUCGCCAUCGGCAACGAGCUGAACAUCACACCAGAGCUCUAUGAGAUCUUCCUGUCCAGAGCCAAAGAGAAGUGGAGGAGCUACAGUGAGACCAGUUCAGUCAACGACAGCGAGAGCGAUGGGGGGGCAUCUCUGGCAGACAGAGAAUCCAGUCUGGACCUCAUCAAACUGGACAUCUCCAGAACCUUCCCCUCUCUCUUCAUCUUUCAGAAGGGCGGUCCUUACCACGACCUGCUCCACAGCGUCCUGGGGGCGUACACCUGUUACAGACCUGACAUUGGAUAUGUCCAGGGAAUGUCGUUCAUCGCUGCUGUGCUGAUCCUCAACCUGGAGGAGGCCGAAGCCUUCAUCACCUUCGCCAACCUGCUCAACAAACCCUGUCAGAUGGCCUUCUUUAGAGUCGACCACGAGUUGAUGUUGAAGUAUUUCUCAGCCUUUGAGAUUUUCUUUGAGGAGAACCUGCCUCGUCUCUUCAGCCACUUCCAAACCAACAACCUGACCCCUGACCUCUAUCUGAUCGACUGGAUCUUCACUCUGUACAGUAAGUCCCUCCCUCUGGACGUGGCGUGUCGGGUGUGGGACGUCUUCUGUCGGGACGGGGAGGAGAGCCUGUUCCGGACGGGGCUGGGAAUCCUGCGUCUGUACGAGGACGUCCUGCUGCAGAUGGACUUCAUCCACAUCGCCCAGUUCCUCACCCGCCUGCCGGAGGACCUGCAGUCGCACACGCUGUUCAACGCCAUGGCCAACACUCACAUGAUCAGCAGGAACCGCCGCUGGGCUCAGGUGUUUUCUGCCUUGAUGAAGGAUGGAAAUAAAGAGAUGGAGAAAAACACCAGCCCGGCUUUGAGGAGCUAACACUAGCUAACCCUGACACUAAUUCCAGCUUUCUUCAAACUAACCUAAACGCCAGCCGCGAAGGUCGAAGCUCGUGCUAGCGCGCCUUGUCGGCACUGAAGCUAACAACCGAGGCUAGCUGUGAAGCUUGAAGCUGCGUAGCCUGAAGCUGAACUCCCUCCAGAGGCUUACCUACGGAGCUUGAAGCGCAGACGAGCCAGCCAUGAAGGUGGAAGCUGAUGUCGGAGCCUCAAACAGCCUGAGCAGAGGUUUUAGAGUCAAGUCUUCAGGUCCAGUCUGGGUAAGGGACAAGUCUCUCCAGCGUUUCCUGAAAGCUGUGUUGGGACCAGAGCGGGAAACAGAGCGGCUGGUCAGCGCUAGUCGUUGACAGCCAGUGUCAGUAUUUCAGCAGGCAGUCUGUUUCGGUGUCACCGUUUUAGCAGCCUGCCCCGGCUGGGAAACCCAAACGGGCUGUUAGCUAGAUAGUUGUCUGUUACUUCCUCUGCCGGCUGGGAGGGAGCUCCCUCCACAGCGCCUGACUCAGUCCUGUUGGGACACAAACACCACGAACGCCGAGCUUCACGCCCUGUGUCAGUCUCAAAGACUCCAGUUCUAAUCGUCGGUGCUAAUGAUUUUCUAAAGGCUUCAGAAAUGACCUCUGUGGUUCAAUUAUUAAUGUGGGUCCUUGUGGUUCUGAUUUCACAGAUACUCUUAAUUUGCUGCUUCUUUUUUAUUUUUUUUUAAAACUUGAACUGGGCCUCUGGAUCUAGAAGUGGUGGGUAUCUGCACCAGCAUGGCUGAUGCUGCUGGACUGGUGGCAGCUGGUGAACUGGACUUCAACCUCAUAGCUUUUAAAAAUCUUCAUCUAGUGGCAGAAAAACUCAAACAUGGGAGGUUUGGGUGGAAACUUAAAGGAUAAUUCCAGCAUUUUUAAACCUUUUAGGCCCCAAUCUUCCAUCAUUUUCCAUCUAAAUGAUUAAUAGAAUCCAGUACUGAACAAGAAGGCUUUAACAGACGUGUCAAACAGCUGACAUGUAAUCUGACAGGCCACUGUCUGCAUGUAAGUAAACGAGCUCUGAUUUUUCUGGAAGCCAGACAGCGUUAUGGAUCAGACUGCUACACCACGUGUGUGUUCAACAGAAGGCUGGUCUGCAGUCUUGAGGGAGUCGUAAGGCUCUGCAGCUACACAGUGAAGCACAGCGCUGGUCAGCACCGGGCUUCUGUGGCACCACCCACCUUCUGGGUUUGUUCAGCUGGAUCUGUGACACGGAAAAGACAUCAGAGGAGAUUGCUAUGACAACUGAACAACGACUCACUAGCAGAGUACUGGUGCUUACUACAAUACUAUGUACUACUGCAGUACUACAGUACUACAUACUACUACAGUACUAUGCAGUGCUGCAGUACUGGUGCUUACUACAGUAUUACAUACUACUACAGUACUACGUACUACUACAGUACUGGCGCAUCAGAAACAUAACACAUAAACAUUGUGUUUCACAGCAAACACAGCCAAGGUGUGUGUGAGGUCAGGUUAGGGUGUAGAGUCGACACAGAAGCAUAACUGAAGCUUUAAGGCCAGUGCAUGAUGUCCAUGUUAGACCCAUGCUAGGCCCAUGUGUGACCCAUGUUAGACCCAUGUGUGGCCCAUGUCUGGCCCGUGCUAGACCCAUGUUAGACCCAUGUUAGGCCCAUGCUAGGCCCAUGUGUGGCCCAUGCUAGGCCCAUGCUAGACCCAUGUCUGGCCCAUGCUAGGCCCAUGCUAGGCCCAUGUGUGACCCAUGUUAGACCCAUGUGUGGCCCAUGUCUGGCCCGUGCUAGGCCCAUGUUAGACCCAUGUGUGGCCCAUGUGUGGCCCAUGUGUGGCCCAUGUCUGGCCCAUGUCUGGCCCAUGUGUGGCCCAUGUGUGGCCCAUGUUAGGCCCAUGCUAGGCCCAUGUGUGGCCCGUGUUAGACCCAUGUGUGACCCAUGUGUGGCCCAUGUCUGACCCAUGCUAGGCCCAUGUGUGGCCCAUGUGUGGCCCGUGUUAGACCCAUGUGUGACCCAUGUGUGGCCCAUGUGUGACCCAUGUGUGACCCAUGUCUGGCCCAUGCUAGGCCCAUGCUAGGCCCAUGUGUGACCCAUGUGUGGCCCAUGUGUGGCCCGUGUUAGACCCAUGUUAGACCCAUGUGUGACCCAUGUGUGGCCCAUGUGUGGCCCAUGCUAGACCCAUGUUAGACCCAUGCUAGGCCCAUGUCUGGCCCAUGUGUGGCCCGUGUUAGACCCAUGUGUGGCCCAUGUGGACGUUGAGGAGGAGCCGGCAGGUGCACAUGCGACUGUUCAGGUAUGCAGCUGGUCCACUAACAGAAAGCACACAGGCCUCCCAUGGGUGCUUCUGUUGAGGUCUCUGGCUGCUGCUGCGUACAGGUCAGGCUCCAGAACUGUGUGGAGGACAGGAUACCUGGACAUUUGAGAACCUAAAUCCAUGGUGUUUGGACUGUAUCGAUGGCUGGGAAUCCCCUCGUACAGCCUCUCCUCAUUACGAGCGCUUGGUUUCCUGCCAUUGACGCCGUGGCCACACUCUCAGACUCCUGUGGCAGACGUCACAUGGUCCCUUGUGGCCAUGAAUGUGGCCGUAGAGAAAGCUGACCAGGGAGGAGUGGAGGCAGAUAAUGCCUACUGUUCUGUUCAACAGACAGUGGCUCGUGUUUGUGCAUUUGCCAACAAAAUAAAAGCCUCGGUGAAGCGUUCCCAGGCUGGCUUUGGGCAGCGGGACCUGAAGCUGUGGCUGGUUGUGCUUCAAACAGAUGAAGACAUGACUGGCAGUCCAACGGGGAAGAAAAGAGCUCCACCUUCAUCCAUCCAUCCAUUAUCUAUACACCGCUUUAUCCUCACCAGGGUCAUGGGGGGCGGAGUCUAUCCCAGC